AUGGCGGGCAUCUUUGCCGCGCUAGUGGUAUCUGUGGUCGCUGUCGCAGAGACAUGCAACAUGCCAACCUCGAUCACCGGUGUCCUCUUUGAUGCAACCAACAUUAACAAUGGAAGAGAUGUGGCUGUUUCGGGAUCCUAUGCAUAUGUGGUCGCCACUCAGACCGACGGACUGCUCGUCGUGGACAUCUCUGAUCCCACCAACCCCACGGUGGCGACAAGCCUUGCGGACAGCACAGACAUGGCUGGACCAGAAGCUUUGAAAGUUGUGGGCAACUACGCCUAUGUCGUCAGCUUCACUUCCGAUUCUCUGGCCAUUGUGGAUGUCAGCAACCCGACCUCCAUCACGAAGGUCGGCAGCCUCAACACAAGUCCCUCCGGUGACAUGAACGGAGCUCAUGGGCUGGAUGUUGUCGGCAACUAUGCUUACGUGGUGGGCAUGCUCAGGAGUUCCUUGACAGUCAUCGACGUUGCCGAUCCGACCAACCCUACCCAAGUGGGCUUCCUGUGGGAAGGCAGUGACCGGAUGACUUGGCCUCGGGAUGUCGUCGUCUCCGGCAACUAUGCCUACCUGACGGGGCAAUCGAAUUCCUAUGUCACCGUGGUGGACGUGAGCGAUCCCACCACACCUGUCGUCGUUGGAGAUGUGCAGGACACCACGAACAUGGGAGGUCCUUGGGCAAUUGCUCUGGCGGGCAACACUGCCUUUGUCACCGCCUUUUCUGGCGACAACAUCGUCUCAGUUGACAUCUCCACGGCCGCAAGCCCCUCCGUCCAGGACCAUCAGGGAGGCUCCUCCGUGAUGAACGACCCUCGCGCUUUGGUCAUCGACGGGUCAACGGCAUAUGUGAGCUCAAAGGAAACGCGUGCCGUCGUGGCCGUGGACAUAUCGGAUCCGACGAGCAUGCAGGUGCAGGAUUCUUUGGUGGAUUCGACGUUGCUGCACACUGCCCGGGGCAUCACGGUUGACUCUAACUACGUGUACGUGGUGAGUGCCAACAGGCUAGUGAUCAUGGACAAAUGCACGGCCUCGACUACCACAUCAACAACCUCUGUGUCGACAUCCACGUCCCUGACAACGACGGACUCAACCGUGACAAUGACUUCUACAUCUUCCACAUUCACCACGACUACAUCGACCUCUUCUCUGUCAACAUCCACAUCCCUAUCAACAUCCGAGACAACUGCAACAGUGACGUCAACAUCUUCGGCAUCAUCCUCAUCCACAACUUUGUCAACCACUCUGUCAACAACCGCGUCCACAACUUUGUCAACCACUCCGUCAACAACCGCAUCCACAACUCUGUCAUCCACUUUGUCAACAACUGUGUCAACAUCCACAACUUCCACGCUGGUGACAUCAACUUCUACACUAUCGGCUUUUGCCAGUGAGACGACUGCCAACGAGUCUGCGGGUGAGAGCACCAAUGUCACCAAUGAAACGUACCUGCCCGACAUAGAGGCGAGUACGACAAGCACUGUGGCUGCGGACUCAUUCGGGGAAGAUGCAACAGCUACAACAGACUUCGACGUCCCACUCUUCCUGUUGGUCUUGGGCGCUGUGGUCGUUGUGGUGGCUCUCGUUCUCCUUGCAUGUUUAGCCUUGCGGCGCCAGGCACAGCAGAGCGACUCGUCCCAGCCAGCUGAAACCAGCGUUUGA
This is a messenger RNA of Symbiodinium sp. CCMP2592, 1659 nucleotides long. The record is from the annotation of a GenBank genome assembly. Lineage: Eukaryota; Dinophyceae; Suessiales; Symbiodiniaceae.